AUGGCCCCCAAGCGUAGUGCUGAAGUGCUGUCUGCUGUUCCCAAGCGCAAGAAGACCGUGAUGUGUCUCAUGGAGAAAAUACGCGUGUUAGAUAAGCUCCGUUCGGGCAUGAGUUACAGUGCUGUUGGCCGGGAGUUCAACGUUAACGAGUCAACAAUCCGGUACAUCAAGAAAAAGGAAAAGGAAAUUCGUCGAUCUGUACGUGAGGCUGCUCCGGAAAGUGUUAAAGUGACAUCUACAGUGCGCGAUGAAGCUAUGGAAAAGAUGGAAAAGCGGCUCAAUUUGUGGAUUCAUGAGAUGACGACCGAUAGAAGAAGCAUAGUGGACAGCAUUGUUGUGAGACUGAAAGCCAAAGAAAUUUAUGGUCACGUUACCCAGGGUCAGAGAAAUGUUAAACCCUUCUCAGCGAGUGCUGGCUGGCUUGCACGUUUCAAAAGGCGAUAUGGUGUGGAAAAUAAACUUGCAGGUGAGACUGCGAGUUCUGCAGAUCAGGAGGUUGCGGAAGAGUUUAAAAAGUACUUGCUAAGUGUCAUACAGGAAAAGGGUUAUGUGGAAGAGCAGGUUUUUAAUGCUGAUGAGACUGGCUUAUUUUACAAGGAUGUUGGCAAACGAACCUAUAUAACGCAAAUGGCCUCCAAAGCCCCUGGGUUUAAAUCAUUCCAUGACUAUGCAAUCUUGCUGUUGUGUGCCAAUGCCAAGGGCGACUUUAAAUGCAAACCCCUAAUGGUGUACAGAGCCCAAAAUCCUCAAGCUCUUAAAAAGAAAAACGUAAACUAUAUGCCAGUCCAUUGGAGGUGGAACAAAAAAGCGUGGAUGAUGUCCGAUUGGUUCCACAACUGCUUCAUCCCAGAAGCUGAACAGUAUCUCCAGGGAAGAAACCUUGCCUUCAAGGUUUUAUUAAUUUUGGAUGAUGCCCCAGUCCAUUGCCGUGAAGAACUUGAAAAUGCACACCCCAAUGUAGAAGUUGUUUUUAUGCCCCCAAACACUACAUCUCUCAUCCAACCUCUCCAUCAGGGCAUAAUAAAAGCUUUCAAGGCACACUACACGAGGGAGCUUUACACCAAGGCUUGGGAGGCUCUUAAGGCCAACAAGGAAAUCACCAUGAUGGACUACUGGAAGUCAGUCACUAUACGCAACGUUAUGGAUUAUGUUGACACAGCCUGGGACAGCAUCAAGCAGGCUACUAUCAAUAACUGUUGGAAAAAUGUUUGGCCAGACUGUGUGGAAAAUUUCGAAGGCUUUGAAGGUGUGACAGAAAACAUAAAGAACAGUGUAAGAAACAUACUGCACAUCGCACGUCAAAUAAGUGGAGAAGGCUUUGAGGACAUGAAGGAAGAAGAUGUGGAGGAAAUUUUGGCGGAGAAGACAGUAGAACCCACCAAUGAAGAGUUGGACGAAAUGGCAAAACAGGGUGUUGGAGUCAGUGAUGACGAGGACGGCAAUGCAAGUCAGCCUAAGACUCCAAGAAUUGUCCCUCUCACAGCAGCCAAAAUAUCAGAGUGGAACUCAGCCUUGGAAAAAAUUUUUAAUGACAUGGAAGAGUGUGAUCCUAUGCUUGAUCGCAGUCUCAAAUUUAAGCACCUCACCUCCACUGCAUUUGCCCCUUAUGCUGAAAUUCUUAAAGAUUUGAGGCAGAAAGCCAAGCAGACAAGGCUGUUGCAAUUUUUCAAGCCAGAUUGGGAGGGAGAUUUGUCGACUCCAUCAACAAGUGGCGAGCCAAACUCCUAA
Messenger RNA from Cynocephalus volans (Philippine flying lemur), 1728 nucleotides. Its product is annotated as tigger transposable element-derived protein 1. The transcript has a single exon. NCBI's taxonomy places the organism in Eukaryota, Metazoa, Chordata, Mammalia, Dermoptera, Cynocephalidae. The record is from RefSeq and is a predicted model, not a curated record. The coding region runs from base 1 to 1728 and encodes 575 amino acids. Gene Ontology annotation, molecular function: DNA binding. Gene Ontology annotation, cellular component: nucleus.